GACAUCUCGUACAACGCGGAGGACGAGAUCCAGCAGGUAUUAACACAAUACUUCGGCAAUUCGUUCGAGGGCGGCGGCGACUCCACCAUGCAGGACUGGAUUUGGAAGUCUCGGGAGUGGGAAGACCAUAGAAAAUUGGCGGAGAUCACUGGUUCUUUGGUUCAGCGGGUGGCAUUCACUCUCAAGUCUGGGAAAUCGUGCGCCGACGACCGG
Molecule: messenger RNA, 213 nt
Organism: Prorocentrum cordatum
Lineage: Eukaryota; Dinophyceae; Prorocentrales; Prorocentraceae
Source: the annotation of a GenBank genome assembly